Messenger RNA from Branchiostoma belcheri (Belcher's lancelet), 2721 nucleotides. RefSeq lists its product as uncharacterized. The transcript is spliced from 2 exons. NCBI's taxonomy places the organism in Eukaryota, Metazoa, Chordata, Leptocardii, Amphioxiformes, Branchiostomatidae. The coding region runs from base 573 to 2120 and encodes 515 amino acids. The record is from RefSeq and is a predicted model, not a curated record.
CAAAAACAUAUUUUGCAAGACUUUGAAGGAUGUGGAAGGUUUGGGCCAAAAUUAUCCCACACAUACAUACAUAUAGAUAGGGUCGAUAGCAACAUUUUUUAGCUCUGAUACACGUUAAUAAUGUACAUGUAGUAUUGGAAUGGACAAUCACUAAUCUUUAAUGUUUAAGAAUCUUGUGAUGUCAUUGUCGCGGGUAUUCCUCUAGUGGAGCAGCCCCUGGGGCGUCACCAAAAACCGCCUGUUGGAGUUGACACUGAUGAAUGAAUCGAGCCUUCUAUCCUCCGGUCGCCACGCCAUUUCCCACGGCCGUCUGGCUUCUCCCUCAGCAAAUUGUCUGUCCUCUCGCUAGUAUGCCUGUGAGCCUGUAUCACACAUUCCUCCAUUUCUGAUCGUUCUGAGUUGCCCCAAGACUUGGUUUGUGAGAGAUGUUGCCGAAUAAGCACUUCAGUGGGCCUCUCGUGCAGAAUGAAAAGUGUUUACUUCAAUGGCUAUCCAAACUUGGAGGAAAGUUGCUAUGGACCCACUGAACUGAGGUUUGGACCAAAGAGGCAGCACCGGUUCAGCAGCAGACCAUGUUUCUGCCCAGGGUUAUGUGGGUUCCCAAAGGACAGGGGAGGAGUAUCACUCAGCCAGGAUUCUCUGAGAGGCUGGAAAUAGAUGGAGUAAAAGAGUCACAGAAGGAGAGUGCUGGGGAACUUGAAUACUGCACCAAGAAGAAAGACGUCCGACCUGUUGUUGAACCACUGGUUGAACCCGUCAGGAAGAAAGUGAAGUUAGCCAAAGCAGAACUUCAGUAUUUGCCCAUAAAUGCUGUGCCUAUAUGUGUAAAGGCUGGUGUGUCUUCAGAACCAAAGUGCAGUAGUGAAGGAAAUGUGAAAGAUGCAGGGAGCACCCCUUUGGAUGUUCCAGAAACAUCUGGAAAAACCUGCAGUGUUGGCCAGUCAGGAGAGGAAAAUGUUAAAUCCCCAAAUCAUGUUGCCAAAAUAGGCAGGAAGGACUCACAGAUGGAACAAAAUGAUGUGUAUCAUGCAAGGACUUUUACUGUAGUCAUUAACAAGCCAUAUGUUGACAUCAUGUCCAAGGCAAAUCCAUCCCCUUUAAGAAGCCCUCACUUAGUGAAAACAAGGCACCAAUGUGGAAAAAAACCUGUGCACUACACUCCAAUAAGGAGGGGACAGCAUCUCGCAAGUACUUGGCGCAAACUCCACGGUGAAGAGAAAACAGACCAAAACAACAGAAGCCUGUUGUCAGCAAGGUUCGCUAAACUGAGGAACAAAAACGCACCGAAGGAACAGACUGUUGCCAACAAUUCUCCAGAAAAAACACCAACAAGCGGCAUCCCUGUUCCACCAGUGCAUGAGUGGUUAAGUAGCUUCUUUGGGACGAGUAUCAGCUAUGGAAGUAGCCACAGUGACACCGGUGGAAGCACAGAUGAUGACAGUAGUUUUGUGAAGCUUCGUUCCAUGCUAAAAGCUUUGCAGACUGGCAACAUUGAUCAGCUGAAGGCUGGAGAUGGAGGGGACCUAGUAGAAGAGGAUGAUGAUAUGAAGGAUUUCAAUUUGGAGAAUAGCAGCUCUAACGAGGAUGAUGAAGAGUAUUAUGAUGAUGAUAUCUUUGCACAUUUGGAAGAGGAUCAGGAAGAGGACAUGGACACAUCCUGCACAGAUGUGACCUUGCAAGAGAGUAACUCUAUGGCAGAGGUCAGCGAUGAUGGCCGAAAUGAUGUCAAGAAACAUCCAAAGAAUGUUUGGGGUAUACUAGACAUGAAACAUAACAACAACAAUAACAACAACGUGGAAAAUUCUGGGGGAAGAUCCAGCCCUGUAGUGGAAAGCUGGCUCCAGGCAACGUACAAAGGGGGGAAGAACAUGAAACUUAGCGAGGAGGAAAUCCCAACAAGCUGUGCUGAGGAUAUGGAGCUGAUCGACUGGAAACAGCUCAUGUGUUUGCUCUGCAAGAGAAAGUUCAACUGCAAGGAGGCGCUGCUGAGUCAUCAACAGUUCUCCAAUCUUCACCAGUCCAACCUGGAGUUCAAGAGAAGAGCUCUGGAGGAGGAGCUGAAGGUUUUGGAGAUGGAGCUAGACCCUUCUUCAUCAUCAUCAGUCUUUUCCUGCACAUGAAACUGCAAAGAUGGAAAACAAAAGGAAAGCAGUUUGAACAACUUGGUGGAAAAGAAAUAAUUGUACCUAUUGAAAAUUGUCAGGAGAGUAGCCUGUGAUCAUACAACCUCUUGUUACUAGUAUUAAAUUGAUCCCCUCUUGGGGGUGGGGGUGCAGCUGUGAGGCAGGCCGGCUGCUGGGAGUGCAAGUUAUUUUAGUCAUGCUAGUCAGGAGAGCUGAUGUCUAGCUUUAGAAAUGUAACCCUGUUUGUUGCUUUCACCAUGGAGGUAGAAUUGCUCUGCUAACCCUUUCACUUCUUUCACCAUGAGUUACAAUGGCAUAUGAUAACUGUAUGAAUGCCCUCUCUCAUUUAGCUCUACAAGUGCCUAGGCCUAAUGGACCUUGCCACUGGGAAGGCUGGCCAUUGUCUAGUUCAAUGUGACAUUGUUGUUACAGUAGUUUGCAUUUAUGUUUUUUGUUGUGUAGGUUUACAUUAGUUAGAGUACAUGUUUAUUAUAGCAUGUCUUGAGGUGGAAGGAUGCCUACUAUAGCAUUGCAUUACUAAGAGCAGUGGCCUUACAAUAUGUAGAUUGCAUUGAUAAAUAAAGAUUAAUCUCUUCUG